Messenger RNA from Alnus glutinosa, 1263 nucleotides. RefSeq lists its product as uncharacterized. The coding region runs from base 1 to 1263 and encodes 420 amino acids. Lineage: Eukaryota; Viridiplantae; Streptophyta; Magnoliopsida; Fagales; Betulaceae. The transcript has 4 exons. The record is from RefSeq and is a predicted model, not a curated record.
AUGAGUGAUGAUGAGAACGAUGCAUGGGAUGUGCCUAAUGAAUCAGAAGAUAGUGAUUCUUAUUUUGUUGAGGAGGGUGGUGAUUCUGGUGCGGAGGAGGGUGGUGAUAGUGAGGAAUGUGGCAAUCCAUCUAGUUUGUUGGAUGACGAGGAAGAGGAUGAGGUAUCCUCUGAUUUGGCCAAAAGUGAUGUUUUGGUAAGUCUUCCUAAAAGUGAUGAGGAGUUUGAGGCGACUAGUGGGGUUCGGUGUGUUACUAAGGUUUCUCAAUUCGAAGAUGUGGAUAUGGAAGACCCGCAUUUGGAUGUGGGCAUGUCAUUUGAUUCAGCAGCUCAAUUUAGGAAAGCUGUGAGGGAAUACAAUUUGUUUAGGGGAAAUGAUGUUAAGUUCACAAAAAAUGAUGGGGACCAGGUCAUUGGAGUCUGCAAGAAUAAUGCCAAGGGUUGUCCUUGGAGAGUUUAUGGUUCAUUGGUGGAUUGCGGACAAGAUGUUCCACAAAUUCAAGAUACAGCAAACUAUCCAUUUGCAGCUCUCAAUGACGAUGUAAAAAGGAAAUGGAAUGUGGAUGCCAGUUUUAGGCAACUAUACAAGGCUAAGGUGAAAGCCCUAGAAUUUAUAGAAGGUAAGCACAAAGAGCAAUACAAGCGGCUAAUGGAUUAUUGUGCAACGGUUAGGCAAACAAAUAGAGGGAGUACAAUGUUGAUGAAAGUUGAACGGCCUACUUUAGAUGUCGCACCUACUUUUCUACGGUUGUAUAUGUCUUUGGCAGCAUGCAAAGACGGUUUCAAAAAAGCUUGUAGGCCUGUGAUAGGUGUGGAUGGAUGCUUUCUCAAGGGACGCUAUGAGGGGCAACUGUUGGCUGCUGUUGGGAGAGAUCCCAAUGACAACAUUUAUCCCAUUGCCAUGGCUGUGGUUGUAGCUGAAAACAAAGACAGUUGGAGUUGGUUUCUAGAGACAUUGGUGGCUGACCUUGGUCCAAAUGGAAGUAAUGGGUGGACAUUCAUCUCUGAAAGUUUCGAAGAUGUGGUACCAACUGCCCCGCAUUGCAUAUGUCUGAGACAUUUAUAUGCGAACUUUAGGAGUGAUGGGCAUAAAGGAUUGGUUUUGAAGGACAAGUUGUGGAAGGCAGCUUCGACAUAUAAUAUUCCUAGAUUUGACAAGAAAAUGGCAGCGAUGAAGAGGUUGAGUCCAACUGCACAUGCUUACUUGGAGAAGAUUGACCCACAUACCUGGGCUAGGGCUUAUUUCGACAUAGGCCCGAAGUGA